AUGGGUCCUAUGGAUCCUAGGGAGGCUUUAGAAUCAGUGGUGACUGGAAGUGUCACUAGCGUUUUGAAUCUUGCAUCGAGCGCCACCUCGGCGUUCGUACAAAUAGCACAUCUAAAAUCCAUUGCCGAAGACCUCGAAAAACGUCUCGACGAUGUAAUUAGCGACCUAGCUAAGUCUGAAGAUACAGACCAACGACAUAUGGCCAAGCAGUUUAAACGCCAGAAGUUAGAACUGCACAGUGAUGAAGCUAGGCAAAAGACCAAGGCUCACGAAAGAUAUAUGAACCUCACCGAGGGCUUGAUACAGAUUUCGGACGCUGUAACAGGAGCAUUUGACAUCCACCGUCCGAACGAAGCCGUGCCGCAGGCGCAGACCCGGCAACAUAGUGCAUACACUGAGAAAUAUUGUGGCAGAUGGAACGAAUACUAUUCCAAUGACCCGCGAGACACUUCUUCGUGGGACGAGUGGGACGAGUGGGACGAUAUGAUGACCGGUAUUUGAAGAGCAAAGCGUCCCAAGUACGGACGAAAGGCUUUAUGACUGAUGCGCUUCAUGCCUUGCGAAGCACCUCACCCGAGACGUUUGGCGAUUUCUUAGUCUCAUUGCACGCCGCUAUAGUAAUAUGUAGUGAUUAUCAACAGCUCUUGGUAGCGAAACACUGAAAAGGAGAUUGAAAUUUCACACUGAAGCGGAAGGUUCAGAAUGCUACAAUAGAUAAUUGAGCCGGGAGAUUGUUAUUUCACCAACGUUUGAUUGUGUGAAGGAGAGGGGAGCUGGGGCACGAUGCAGGAGCCAUGGUCUUCUAAC
Messenger RNA from Mollisia scopiformis, 807 nucleotides. RefSeq lists its product as uncharacterized. Bases 1 to 501 code for a protein of 166 amino acids. The transcript is spliced from 3 exons. The record is from RefSeq and is a predicted model, not a curated record. Lineage: Eukaryota; Fungi; Ascomycota; Leotiomycetes; Helotiales; Mollisiaceae.